AUGUCUCUCGACGCAGCUCACCGUGCUGAGCAGGAUCUCAACUCCUACCAGGCCAAGCAGGGUAUUGGACGAAAGAGUGACUCUGUCCUCGAAUCCGGAGUCAAUGAACAAGUAGACAAGCAGUUUGGCGGUGCGGCAAGCGCAAAGUACGGAGUGGUCGCCAGUUCAUCAUCCGGCGACCACAGAAAGAUCCCUCCGGAAGAAGGUGGUGAACUCGAUGAUCGGGGACGAAUGACUGAAGCGAAGGACUUCGAGGGCCCUGAUGGCCCCGAAGAAAAAAUAAAAGCCGCGACGGUGCGACGACCGGGAGACGAUGAUGUCCUGGUCCCCCAGGAUCUAAAGCACAAGGGCAUCAAAUAA
This is a messenger RNA of Paecilomyces variotii, 360 nucleotides long. RefSeq lists its product as hypothetical. The coding region runs from base 1 to 360 and encodes 119 amino acids. The transcript is spliced from 3 exons. Lineage: Eukaryota; Fungi; Ascomycota; Eurotiomycetes; Eurotiales; Thermoascaceae. The record is from RefSeq and is a predicted model, not a curated record.